UGCCCAGUCCUAAUGCUUCUAAACCCCUUUAUAACGGCUGACUCGACCGUGACGAAGAUGAUGGACGCCGCCUGGUUGUUCUUCCGGCUCUGCUAUACGUGCGAUGUGAUCCCCGCCUUGACGUAUCGCCUGUGCAGAUCCGUCCGCAGCGCUACCAGCGGCGUCACAACCACCGUCACCCCGUCCGGCGAGCAGAACGCCGGCAACAUGAACGAGACGCUCUUGCCGCCGCCCGUCCCCAUUACCUACACGAUCGGCGUGUACCCGCUGGCGAUGGCGAGCACCGCUUCUCUCUGGUUUCCGCGGAACCCCGCCGAGUCGUCCCC
Messenger RNA from Colletotrichum phormii, 326 nucleotides. RefSeq lists its product as uncharacterized. The record is from RefSeq and is a predicted model, not a curated record. The annotation marks the transcript as partial. Lineage: Eukaryota; Fungi; Ascomycota; Sordariomycetes; Glomerellales; Glomerellaceae. The transcript is spliced from 2 exons.